Messenger RNA from Ictalurus furcatus (blue catfish), 11564 nucleotides. It is a transcript of the gene cdh23, whose product is annotated as cadherin-related 23. The transcript has 70 exons. The coding region runs from base 977 to 11080 and encodes 3367 amino acids. Gene Ontology annotation, cellular component: cell-cell junction; plasma membrane. Gene Ontology annotation, biological process: homophilic cell-cell adhesion. The record is from RefSeq and is a predicted model, not a curated record. Lineage: Eukaryota; Metazoa; Chordata; Actinopteri; Siluriformes; Ictaluridae. Gene Ontology annotation, molecular function: calcium ion binding.
UAAAACUACACGAUGUAGACGUUAAUUUUAGAGACGUUAUAAUUGGUUUUGAUUGCAAUCUCGCUCUUAUAACUUUUAUAUAGAAUGAUAUUUUUUAUCAUAUUUUUUAAAUAAUUUAUUCAUCUAUUAAUUUGUUGUGUUGGAUUUUUUCUUUCUUUUUGUACGUUAGUCUGUAUUUGUAGCUGUAAUUUACACUUUGUUCAUUUUUGCAUUAUCAAAUUGAAAAGAAUUGUACAAUUAGGAGUGAGUCUGUGUCUCACAACAUUGAUAUGCAUCACUUACACUCUGUUACAUAUAUAAACAACACUACUACUACUACUACUACUACUACUAAUAAUAAUAAUAGAGUGACGCCAUUAAAAAACAAUAUAAACAAAAAUCAUCACUUUAAAUGGGUUUUAAUGUUUUAUAAAGCCAAGUCUCCGGUAUCAUUUUAUACUGAAUUUAUUUAUUUAUUUAUUUAUUUAUUUAUUUAUUGUGCUAUAGUACUAGUAAUCAUUUUGCAUUUCAUGAAGCCCGCUAGAUGGCAGCCGAGGACAAACAGUUGGAGCGCAUGACGCGUCAGAUGGUUUACAAACUGAAGCGGUGAAAAGCUUUUAAUUCGAGGAGCUCUUCAAAACGGACUUGCCCUGUUUUUGUUUUCCACUGAACGGAAAAACAAAUGCUCGCGAUAACAGGUCAGGUUGUAGGCCAAGUUCAAGUGAGAAACGUUAUGUUUAGAAAAAGUAAAUUGUAACUAAAACAGGCCAAGUAAUAAAUGUGAAAGAAAUGCUGCUCUGUGCUACAGGUGGCAGUGAUGGCGCGGCAAGAAAACAGUUUUUUCUAGCAGCGAUGUUUACAUUAGUCACAACAGCAACUUCGGGGGGAUUUUAAUGCCACAUCACAACGAGUGUCCAUAACUUAAGACAAAAUGCCUUCAGAAACAAAUGAAGAAAUAUUCUGUGUGCUUCUUCAAAAUUUGAAAUAGGUGCAGGUGAUGUGGAGUGAAGGUUCGGCUGGCAGGAUGACAGUGGCCAAGCUGCUGCUCUCUUACUUCCUCCUACAAGCACUCAGUGAAGCUUUUAACCAACCUCCACGGUUCCAGAACUACUUCUUCCAGUCAUACCUGCUCAUUUACGAGAACACUCCAGUGGGUUCUUCGAUAACUCAACUCACAGCCGUGGAUCCCGAUGGAGAGCCGCUCAUUUUUGGCGUGGUGGGUGAGGAGGCCUCGAGGUUCUUUGCCGUUCAGGAGAACACUGGCGUGGUGUGGCUCCGACAGCCACUCGACCGUGAGACAAAGUCUGAAAUGCAGGUGGUGUUUUCUGUCAGUGACAGUCAAGGGGUGGUGAAGGACACCGUGAACAUCCAGAUUGGAGAUGUGAAUGACAACGCGCCGACUUUCCAUAACCAGCCUUACACUCUGAAUAUACCCGAGGACACUCCAGUGGGAACAUCAAUCUUCAUGGUCAACGCUACAGACCCGGACCAAGGCACUGGGGGAAGUGUGCUUUUCUCUUUCCAACCUCCGUCUCCCUUCUUCUCCAUUGACGGCGCCCGAGGAAUCGUCACCGUGUCGAGACGUCUGGAUUAUGAAAUCACGAGUGCCUACCAGCUCACUGUCAAUGCUACGGACCAGGACAAGCUUCGUCCUCUCUCCAGUCUGUCUAACAUGGCCAUCACGCUCUCUGACAUUCAGGACAUGGACCCCAUUUUCACCAACCUGCCCUACAACACCAAUGUAGAGGAGGAAGCCCCGCUGGGUUUUGAGGUGCGUAAGAUCCGAGCGAUCGAUCAGGAUCUGGGCAAACCUCGAGGCAUUGGAUACACCAUUUCAUCAGGGAACACCAACAGUGUGUUUGCGUUGGACUACAUCAGCGGAUCUUUGACGGUGAACGGCCGCCUGGACCGAGAGAACCCGCUGUACUCUUCAGGAUUCUCACUCACGGUCAAGGCGACAGAGCUGAACGAAGACCGUACGCCCUCGUCAGCGACCGUCCUCACCACCUUCACCAUCCUGCUCAUCGAUAAGAACGAUAACGCUCCCAAGUUUAACAGCUCCGAGUACCGGGUGCGCAUCACCGAGCUGGCCCAAGUGGGGUUCGCCCUGCCGCUGCCUAUACAGGUGGAGGACAAGGACGAGGGAGUGAACAGCAUGUUCGAGGUGAUCUUAAUGGGGAACAACUCGGAUCACUUCACCAUCUCCCCCACGUCGGUGCAGGGCCGAGCUGAUAUCCGCGUGCGUGUGGCUGUGCCUCUGGACUUUGAGACUAUCAGAAGCUACAGCUUUUCUCUGUACGCCAACGAGUCCGUGGCAGAGCAUGUGGGCUUCGCUCGGGUCUUCAUCGAUCUGCUCAAUGAGAAUGACAACAGGCCGGUGUUCAGCCAACCGCUGUAUAACAUCAGCUUACUGGAGAGCACAGCAACGGGAACAUCACUCCUGAGGAUCCAAGCCACAGAUAAUGAUUUUGGCACGUUCGGUGUCGUGCGCUACUUCUUCAGUGACGAGCCUGACCAAUUCUCGCUGGACCCCGAGACCGGCUGGGUGACGCUGAGGGGUCGUCUGGAUUACGAGCUGUCACGUCGCUACACUCUGACGGUCUUGGCCCGUGACGGCGCUGGGGAAGAGACCACAGGACGUCUCCGCGUCAACGUGAUGGACGUGAAUGACAACGCUCCUGUCUUUCAGAAGGACGCUUACUCCGGUUCACUGAUGGAAAACCAGCAGGUCGCUCAGCAAGUGGCCAGAGCGAGGGCGACUGACGAAGACUCUCCUCCUAAUAACGUCUUGACCUACUCCAUCGUCUACGCCUCUCAGUUCCGCAGUUUUUUCAGCAUCACCAUGGUGGAGGGCUACGCAGUGAUCACAGUGAACAGACCUCUAGACUACGAACAGGUUCCUGGCGGGAUGAUCUAUCUGACACUGAUGGCCACAGACGGGGGAGAUCCAGCCUUAAACAGCACCGUGCCCAUCACCGUAGAGCUGUUUGAUGAGAACGACAAUCCUCCAGAGUUCAGCCAAUCCUCGUACAUUGUACGGAUCUCCGAGAACAUGGUCGCAGGGGCGACUGUGUUGUUUGUGACAGCGACAGAUUUGGAUGCAUCCAGAGAAUUUGGCCAGGCCUCACUCAUCUACUCACUGCAGGGCUCCUCUGAGUUCAGACUGAACACACGCUCAGGGGAGAUCACCACUACGGCUCUGCUGGAUCGUGAGCUGAAGUCUGAGUACAUUCUGAUCGUGCGAGCUGUGGACGGAGGGGUGGGGCCUCUGCAGAAAACCGGUAUCGCCACGGUCAACAUCACUGUCCUGGAUAUUAACGACAACGCCCCCAUGUGGCAGGACGAGCCAUAUCUAGCCAACGUCGUGGAAAUGAGCCCAAUCAACACCGAUGUCAUCUCGGUGCUGGCCCUGGACCCUGAUAAUGGAGAGAAUGGGACAGUCGUGUACAGUAUCAGUCCAGCAAACCCCUAUUAUAUCAUCAAUAACAGAACCGGGAAGAUCCGGACCAGCGGCGCCGUGCUGGACAGAGAGAGUCUGGAUCCCCGAGCUGCCCAGCUCAUGAGGACCAUCGUCAUCUCAGCCACUGAUCGUGGGAACCCACCACUGCGCUCCUCAGCCAGCACCACAGUCUACGUCAAUCUGCUGGACCUUAAUGACAACGACCCCACCUUCCUCAACCUGCCAUUCAUCGCCGAGGUGCCAGAGGGUCUUCCUAUCGACUCGUCUGUCUUCAGGGUGCAGGUACAGGACCCGGAUGAGGCGGAGAAUGGGGCAGUGACAUUGGUGGUACAGAUGGGCUUUCCCCGGCUAGACUUCCGCCUCAACAGCAGCACAGGGGUGCUGUUCUCCACAGCUGUACUGGACCGUGAGCGGAUCGCGCAGUACCAGCUGCGGCUAGUGGCGUCCGAUGCAGGGCAAUUCCCACGCACCUCCACCAGCACCCUUACCAUCACGGUGUUGGACAUGAAUGACGAGACGCCUACGUUUUUCCCACGUGUGUACAACGCGUCGGUGUUGGAGAACGUCCCGCGGGAUUUCGUGGUCGUGCGGCUCAACUGUUCUGAUAACGACGCUGGACUCAAUGCUGAACUCAGCUAUUUCAUCACAGGUGGAAAUCAGGAUGGGAAAUUCAGUGUGGGCUUCAGGAACGGUGUGGUGCGCACUGUGGUGGAUCUGGACCGAGAAACACAAGCGUCAUACACACUCGUCAUCGAGGCUAUCGAUAACGGCCCAGCUGGGGACAGAAAAACAGGCACAGCUACCGUCUAUGUAGAAGUGCUGGACGUCAACGACAACAGACCCAUCUUCCUUCAGAACAGCUACGAGACAACUGUUCUGGAGAACGUCCCGAGAGGAAGCAGCGUCCUACAGGUCCAGGCCACAGAUGCAGAUCAGGGAGAAAAUGGCAGAGUUCUGUACCGAAUUAUCUCAGGUAACAGUGGAGGUCAGUUCAGUAUAGACCUUAUGUCUGGUCUGAUCGCCCGAGGACAGCGGGCUCUGGACAGAGAGACGAGCAGCUCUCACCUGCUGGAGGUGGAGGCCUACAACAGUGACCAAGGCAGCAUGCGCAGCUUUGUCAGGGUGAUCGUGUACGUGAAGGACGUGAAUGACGAGCGUCCCGUGUUCACCCAGCAGCAGUACAACAGACUCGGCCUGAGAGAAACAGCCGGAAUCGGCACCUCUGUGAUCGUAGUACGGGCCACUGACCCAGACACAGGAGACGGAGGCGCCGUGUCCUACGCCCUCGUCUCGGGCGCGGACCGUAAAUUUGAGGUGGACGUCAGUACAGGACUAGUGACUACUGUGGAUUAUCUCGACUAUGAGACCAAGACCAGCUACCUAAUGAAUGUGUCGGCCACAGACCAAGCUCCUCCCUUUAAUCGGGCCUUCUGCACGGUAUACGUCACUCUGCUGAACGAGCUGGACGAGGCCGUGUCCUUCCUGAUGGCCGGGUAUGAAGUGUCCCUGAGGGAAAAUAUAGCUGCCGGAACGGAAGUGGUCCAAGUGCGAGCUCAGUCAGCAGAUAAUCUGAAUCAGCUGACGUAUCGCUUCGACCCCGAUACGUCGCCCGCUGCCCUCGCGCUCUUCAAGAUCGAUGCCGUCACGGGUCGAAUCACCGUGACUGGUCCGAUAGACCGAGAGAAGGGUGACUCCUACACCCUCACAGUGGUUGCUGAUGACGGAGGGCCUAAAAGAGGAUCCACUGUGAAGGUGUCCAUCACCAUUCUCGACGAGAACGACAACAGCCCCGAGUUCGACCUCACGUCAGACUUAUCGGUGAACGUUCCAGAAGAUACGCCCAUGGGCCAGAGAGUGGCCAUGGUGACGGCACGGGAUAAAGACGCCGGGAGGAACGGACUGGUGAACUUCACGCUGGUGGCAGGCAACAUGAGGGAUAUAUUCGAGAUCCGAAGCAUCAACAACACGUUUGGAGACAUUUACGUAAACGCCCCUCUCGACCGAGAAGCGGUGGACCGCUAUCUGCUUAAGGUGCGGGCCGUAGAUAACGGCUCUCCUCCUCGCUUUACGGAUCAUUCGCUCACUGUGAAUAUCGUGGACGUAAAUGAUAACGCUCCUGUCGUCCAGAGCCCUCGCGGCUACAACGUCAGUGUCGUUGAGAACGUAGGUGGCGGUACGUCGGUCCUGCGUGUCGUAGCUACGGAUCGAGACAUCGGGCCCAACGCUGUGCUGUCCUAUUACAUCACAGCCGGCAACCAGGAUUUAACGUUCCGCAUGGACCGUAUGAGCGGAGAAAUCGUGACCAGACCUUCACCUCCUGACCGAGAGAGACAGCAGCAGUACACACUAACCGUCACGGUGGAGGACGACGGAACUCCGCCCCUCUCGACCUCCACUACGGUGUGGGUUUAUAUAAUCGAUGAGAACGACAACGCCCCAGCUUUUGCUGCAAAGGAGUACGUGACUAUCCUCACCGAGGGUCCAGACACGGUAGGGGCCACCAUUGCUACGGUUACAGCCUCUGACCCUGACGAAGGACUGAAUGGGACUCUGCGCUAUGCCAUCGCACUCGGCAAUGUGGCUCAAACAUUCAGCAUCAGUCCCACCACGGGCCGGAUCACGGUGCUGAGAGAGGUGGAUUAUGAGAUCAGUAGUGGACGCUACACGCUGAUCAUCACUGCUACCGAUCAAUGUCCAAUACCGCAGCUCAGACUGACAUCUAGUGCCACUGUGCUGGUGAAUGUGAUCGACGUGAACGAUGUGACCCCACAGUUCCCAAGGCCCUUCGAGGGCCCGUUUGAGAUUACAGAGGGCCAGCCGGGGCCUCGAGUCUGCACGCUAAGGGCCACUGAUGAAGACUCGGGUCUUAAUGGAAAAGUGGAAUACAGCAUCACAGCCGGAGACCCCAACAAUGAGUUUAUAGUCUCGCCUGUGGAGGGGGAGCUGAGAGUCAGAAGAGACGUCGAACUGGACAGAGAGACUACGGCGUAUUAUAACAUCACGGUUACUGCUAAAGACCUGGGAACACCUCCACGUAGCAGCACGGUGAUGGUGGGGGUUGUGGUAUUGGAUAUUAAUGAUAACGACCCCAUAUUGAUGAACUUGCCCCUGAACACCAGUGUGAGUGAGGGCGCACCUGUCCAGACCUCCAUCGCCCGGGUGCGAGCACAGGACGCCGACGGUGGUCGCAAUGCUCUCCUGACAUACAACAUCACGGCGGGCAAUCCAGACGGCGCUUUCUACAUCAACGAAACCUCAGGUGUGGUUCAGGUGAACAGACCCUUGGAUAGAGAGAGAAUUGCAGAAUAUUCACUGACCAUCACAGUGAAGGACAAUCCAGAGAACCCACGUAUUGCUCGAAGGGACUCGGAAAUUCUGGUGGUCACCAUUUUGGAUGUUAACGACAACCGGCCGAUCUUCACGUCAUCGAGCUACAGAGGAGAGAUCAGCGAGAAUUCCCCUACAGGUACCACUGUGCUUAUCCUAAAUGGGCCCGUUUUGGCUACAGACAGAGAUAUCGGACCAAAUGCUGUGGUAAAAUAUGGCCUGAUUGGUCCAAGGGUGGAUCUUUUCACCAUCAACCCCGCCACAGCCGUGGUAUCGGUUCGUGAGGGUGCCGUGUUGGACAGGGAAGCCUUCUCUGAUCCACGAGUGGAGUUGUUCUUGGUCAGUGAAGACAUUGGCGGACUGAACAGCAGUGUUCCUCUCACCAUCACCAUCCUGGACAGGAAUGACAAUCCUCCAGUGUUUAGCCCUUCCAGCUUCACUGUGCGCCUGCCAGAAAACAGUCCUACUGGUGUGGUAGUGACGCAGCUCUCGGCCACAGAUGCUGAUGCAGGCUCCAACGGUUGGUUGCAGUACCGUUUAGAGAGCGGUGCUCAGGACCGUUUUGUGGUCGAUGCCGUCUCCGGUGCUGUCCUUGUGGGCAACGCCACCCUUGACCGUGAGGAGCGCAGCUCGUAUCGGCUUGUCGUCAUGGCGACAGAUCGUGGCACGCCAACGCUUUCAGGCACGGCCACGUUGACUGUCGUGCUGGAUGACGUUAAUGACUCUCGACCUCGCUUCUUGCAGCCUGUGCAAACUAUCAGUGUUAAUGAGUCGACACCCCCUGGCGUAGUGGUGGCCACGUUAGCUGCUUCGGACCCUGACCUCCAACCUCGUCUGGAGUAUUACAUCAUCUCCGUGGAAGCGAGGGAUGAUGGGAAUAACCAAGUGAGGGGUCUGCAGGACUCAUUUGGGAUUGACUUUCACACAGGUGCUGUAUUUGUACGGAACCCUUUAAACCGAGAGCUGGUAGCUACUUUUGAGAUCAUAGUGUCGGUGCAUGACAAUGCCAGUGACAUUAUUGACAUGUCGGUCAGUGUGCCCAAUGCCAGGCUGACCAUCAGUGUGCUGGAUGUGAAUGACAACACUCCCCGUUUUCGUCCGUUUGGUGUCACCAACUUCUCCGAGAGCAUUCUGGAAGGAGCUCAGCCCGGCACCACUCUGCUCUCGGUGUCCGCUGUCGAUCCGGACAAAGGCCCAAAUGGCCAGAUCUUUUAUGAGCUGUUAAAUCUGCCCAGAGGAGGCUAUGUCAGACUGGAGGACCCCUCUACAGGGAAGAUUAUAGCAAAUCGUACGGUGGAUUUUGAGCAGGUGCACUGGUUGAACUUCACGGUGCGCACUCAGGAUCAGGGCAGUCCACCGCGCUCAUCUGAACUUCCUGUUUAUCUACGCAUUGUCGAUGUAAAUGACAACAACCCUGUCUUCACACAGCCGUCAUAUCAGAGGCCGGUGUUUGAGGAUGUGGCUUUGGGCACCAUCAUUGUGCGAGUCAGUGCUACAGAUGCAGAUUCUGGCCUGUUUGCGGUGAUAGAGUACGGGCUGGUCGAUGGAGAGGGCAAGUUUGGGAUCACCCCAUCUACAGGGGACAUCUAUAUCUUGUCUCCGCUGGACAGAGAGACUAAAGACCACUACACGCUUACAGCUGUCGCCAGGGACAAUCCUGGAGGUAGCCCCAACAACCGGCGGGAAAACUCAGUGCAGGUCCUGGUUACGGUGCUCGACGUGAACGAUUUCCGACCGCGCUUCUCCGAGCGCUUGUUCAGCACCACUGUGUUUGAGAAUGAGCCAAGUGGCACGUCUGUGAUCACGCUUUUAGCUACAGACCUGGACGAGGGAGAGAAUGCCUUGCUCACUUACAGCCUACAGGGGCCUGGAGCAGAUGCGUUCUCUCUUGAUCCCGACACCGGUCUGAUCCGUUCUCUGCGUUUGCUGCACAGUUUUGAGAGGUUUAAUCUGACCGUAGUGGCGACGGAUCACGGUCGGCCUCCUCUCUGGGGCACGGCGCUUCUCCAAAUCACCGUCGUCGACGUAAAUGACAACAGACCCGUCUUCGUCAGGCCAGCUAACGGCACCAUCAUGCACAUCCUCGAGGAGCAGCCGCCGGGCCUGGUGGUGUAUGAGGUGUUUGCGACGGAUGAGGACGAAGGUGUGAACGGAGAGGUGCGUUACAGUUUCCUGCAGACCGGAGCGGGGAACCGGGACUGGGAGAAUUUCCGCAUUGACGCGAUUACCGGCGUCAUCACCACUGCUGUCAAACUGGACCGAGAGAAGCAGGCACUCUACAGCUUGAUUGUGGUAGCUUAUGACCUUGGACAGCCUGUGCCGUAUGAGACGACUCAGCCUCUGCAGGUCGCUCUGUCUGAUAUCGAUGACAACGAGCCUGUGUUCCUCAAACCCCCGCGAGGUGGUCCGUUGUUUCAGUCUCUGUCCGUCCCCGAGCACUCCCCCUCUGGCACAGUGGUGGGCAAUGUUACGGGAGCUGUGGAUGCAGACGAAGGCUCCAAUGCUGUGGUUUACUAUUUUAUUGCAGGUGGAGACACCGAGGGGAACUUUGGAUUGAGCGUGGCUGGAGUUUUGCGAGUGAGAAAAGACCUGGACCGGGAGGAGAUCCCAGUGUACUCGGUCAUCGUCAAAGCCUCCAGUAACAGGAACUGGACGCCACCGAGAGGUCAAAGGUCGCAGCGAAACCGCAUGGCGCUCGACCCGAUCCGUGACCCGACCCUACAGGAAGUCAGGAUCUACCUCGAAGACAUCAACGAUCAGCCGCCGAGGUUCACCAAGGUGGAGUACACUGCAGGCGUAGCAGCGGAUGCUAAAGUCGGUUCGGAUUUGAUUCGGGUUCAGGCCAUCGAUAACGACACCGGCAACAACAGCCUCGUUCUUUAUCACAUUCUGUCCAUCCGCUACAUCAAACUGCAGUCGAACGAGUCAGAGGACAUCGGCAAUGUCUUCAUCAUCGGCGAGACAGAUGGUAUAAUCCGAACAUUCGACCUCUUCACCGCCUAUGACCCGGGCUAUUUUGUGGUGGAAGUGUUGGCACGUGACCUUUCAGGCCACAGCGACGUGGCACUGGUGGGCAUCUACAUCCUGAGAGAUGACCAGAGAGUGAAGCUCAUCAUCAACGAGAUCCCUGAACGUGUCUGGCUCUUCCAGGAGGAGUUUAUUAACCUGCUCUCGAACAUCACAGGAGCCAUAGUCAACAUGGACGAUGUACAGUUCCAUGUGGAUAAAAAAGGCAGAGUGAACUUUGCUCAAACUGAUGUUCUGAUUCACGUCGUCAACAAACAGACCAACCGCAUCCUGGACGUGGAGAGGGUUAUUCAGAUGAUCGACGAGAAUAAAGAACAGCUGAGAAAUCUGUUCAGGAACUACAAUGUCCUGGAUGUCCAGCCUGCUGUGAGUGGACGAGCCCCUGAUGACCUCACUACCCUUCAGAUGGCUAUAAUAAUCCUGGCCGUGCUGCUGUUCCUGGUGGCCAUGUUGUUUAUCUUCAUGAAUUGGUAUUACAGAACAGUACACAAGAGGAAGCUGAAAGCCAUCGUUGCCGGUUCUACAGGCAACCAGGGACUGAUGGACAUCCUAGAUAUGCCCAACACCAACAAGUACACCUUUGAAGGAGCCAAUCCUGUAUGGCUGGACCCGUUCUGCAGAAACCUCGAGUUGGCCGCUCAGGCUGAGCACGAAGACGACCUGCCCGAGAAUCUGAGUGACAUCACAGAUCUGUGGAACAGCCCCGCCCGGACUCACGGAACUUUCGGCCGUGAGCCUCAGGCCUCGAAACCAGAGGACGAUCGCUACCUCAGAGCCGCCAUACAGGAGUAUGACAACAUUGCCAAGCUGGGACAAAUCAUGCGUGAGGGACCCAUUAAGGGCUCGCUGCUCAAUGUGGUACUGGAUGAUUAUCUGAGACUCAAAAAGCUCUUUGCCGCACGUCUGGUCACCAAGUCGACCAGCCAGGACCAGUCGUCCAUCACAGAGCUGGUCCAGAGCGACCUCGACGACGACGACGAUGAGCGAAUGAGCCUCGGAGGACGAGGAACGCUGCGAUUCAAGCACAAGCAUCCUGUGGAGUUGCGUGGCCCGGACGGAGUCCAUGUGGUCCACGGCAGCACAGGCACACUGUUGACCUCUGACCUCAACAGCUUGCCGGAAGAUGACCAGCGGGCGCUGGCACGCUCUCUGGAGGCGCUGCAUGCCGAUGGCGCGCUGUACGCCGAGAGAAACGCUCGCACCGAGUCGGCCAAAUCCACACCGCUGCACCGCAACAAGGGCGGAAACUCGCUUUCAGAGAGCCCGCUGGAAAUCACAGAGCUCUGACUAGCCGAGGCCUCGCUGGUCUGAGAGGCACCGUUGAGAAAGACCGGUUCUUGGCCCCCUUCAUUGCAUCUUCUUUAAAGAAGACUGUAUAUCUGUAAGGCUGUGGAAAUCUUCAAACUCUAUGGCUGCAGACUUUCGGUCGAAGGACAUCGUCAUCCAGGACAAAAACCGUGAAGAUGCUUGGCGCUGCCGAUGAAACACGCUCGUACACUCACAGGGGGUUAAAAAGGGAUUUACAACCCUCUCAAACCAGCGAAAGGCCCACGUAGGAACUCUAGGUUUCGUUUUUUUUUUUUUAAUGUGUGUUUGGUUGAAUAUACAUUUGAUAUUUGGAAAAGGAACCUGAAAACACCUCUGUUUUGUUCCCCUUGGAGAGAAAACUACAAACAGCAGCUGGACACAAUAGACGAUUUCUAUUUCCUAAAUCAGCUGUCUUCCCUCGCGAGUCGUCAUGCGGACCAUGAAGACUAAGGCGUAAACAAAA